UCGCGUGCCGAGCGAGGCGCCGCGCUGCCCCGCCGCACCGCCGCCCCGGCGCCGGAGCAGCGGCGAGACGCCGAGCAUGCCCGGGCAGUGGCGCCUCGGGCGACGCCGCGGCCGGUGAUGGCGCGUGAGCUGGAUCGUCGGCAGCAGAUUGCGAGCGAGGCGGCCACGACAGUCAGCCAGAUCUUCAACCAGAACUUGACCUCUUCGGGCAUUCUCACCGCCACGCCGUACACGACGGUCGUGUACGAGUUCCCGGGCGCGCUGUACCCCGUGCCGACGGACACGCGCGGCAUCGCAGCGCUGCGCUCCGUGCUCGGCGACGCUGCCGCGCUCUCGACGUACGACGGCUACCUCGGCACGGCGUACAGCGUCUUCAACGCCAACAAGAAUGCGCAGUACGGCUCGUACGCGCUCGGGCGCAUCCGCACGAGCAUUGCGGCACAGGCGCUCGAGAAGAGCCUCGCCUCCGUGUUCGCCAUCUCGGACUCGUCGAGCUUCUCGCAGGAGUACUUUGAGCUCUUCACGCAGGCCGACCCCGGCUGGACGAGCCGCUACAGCCUCGGCGUCGCGGUGCCGUCGUUCCUGGCGCGCCCGACGAGCAGCGUCGCGCCGGGCGCCGCCUCGAGCGCCGCGCCCGAGCAGCAGAGCAGCAGCUCUGGCGGCACCAUCGCAGGCGCCGUCGUCGGCGUGCUGCUCGGCGUCGCGGCACUGGCUGCGCUGCUCUUCUUCCUGCGCCGCCGGCGUCGCCGCAACGGCGCUGCGUCGCGCCCCUUCAUCUCGCGCCCGCACCUGAUGGAGGGCGGCGGCAUGUCGGAGCGCCUGCACAGCACCGACGGUCGUCACGAGGAGCUGCCGCUACAGGGCGGCCUCCGGCGGCCGAGCCUCGUCUCGCACGCCUCCACCAUGCUCGCCGACCCGUUUGGCAAGCAUCUCUCUGAGAAGAGCGAGAGCACGUCGAUGCUGCCGAGCUCGCCGCCGCCGCCGGGCACGCCCAAGGCGGCGUCGUUUCUGCAGCCGUCGCACCCGCUCGCCGCUGGCGCCAUGCGCUCCGCCUCUCCCGGCGGCAGCAGCGCAUUCAGCAUGCCGCCUGACUCGCCGUGGCGCAGCAGCAACAUGGCGCCGCAGCCCAGCGUGCGCAGCACCGACUCGUACAUGCAGCCUGCCAGCACGGCGUCGCCGCCGCCGGGCGGCCUCACCUGGGAAGCCGUGCCCGCGCACCAGGUCUCGGACGUCGUGCCGCUCAUGGUCAUGGACGGCGGCAGCCCGGCGCCGAAGCCCGCGACGCCCGGCUCGCAUCCGCUCAUGUCCGCCAUGAGCGCCAGCUCACCCGACCCAUGCACGACCGCACCCUCGGCCACUCCUCCGCCGCCACCGCCGCCCAAGGCCAAGUGAGCCCGUGCUGCGCUCCCAUCUUCCUCUGUCACCGUCACUCUCUUUCAGGUCGCCUUCCGCGCCGGCGCCACAUACCACGGCGCAUGCUGCACUCUGCCUGUCACAUCUAAUCGUUCCUAGGCACACGCUGCUUCGUCUCAAUGUCAUUCAGUAUGUCAC
Molecule: messenger RNA, 1551 nt
Organism: Tilletiopsis washingtonensis
Lineage: Eukaryota; Fungi; Basidiomycota; Exobasidiomycetes; Entylomatales
Exons: 3
Coding region: 118-1392 (424 amino acids)
Source: RefSeq, a predicted model, not a curated record